Caenorhabditis briggsae is the source of this 1200-nucleotide messenger RNA. NCBI's taxonomy places the organism in Eukaryota, Metazoa, Nematoda, Chromadorea, Rhabditida, Rhabditidae. The record is from RefSeq and is a predicted model, not a curated record. The transcript is spliced from 6 exons. The coding region runs from base 1 to 1200 and encodes 399 amino acids.
AUGCUCCCAGACAGCCCAUCGCCACGUGCCGCUCUUGCCUUGUCCGAUUUGCAGCCACAGACCGGUGCCACCGCGAAUUUCAGCAUUGCCAGUUCAUCAGGAAAUUGGUCCACCCGAGGUGUCGGAGGUGUCAGCGGUGACUACAUUGACAAGACCGGCGGUGGAAUGUUCGGAAACAGCAGAAACAAUGUGAGUUUGACCGAUUCGCAUUCGGAAACAACAACUCGUCGUCUUCAUCCAACAACUGCUUCUCGUCCACAAGCAAUUCGUCGGGCGGUCUUUUUUCCAGUAAAUAAGUUAUCAAGUGAGUUGUGGCUAGCCUUCGGAAUGCGAUCGGCAACCGGUAUUACCCUCAUCCUAAUCUCGAUUCUAACCAUCAUCCUUCCCAGUGUAUAUACUAGUGAGCCGAAGUUGCCCGAUUGCGAGCAAAUCCCAAAAGUUUUGUGCUGUACUCAACGUGUCUUAGAUAAAUGUAUGUCGGGUUGUAUCGAUCAUGUAACCGAGAAGUGUCCACAUAAAUUGGAAAAAUACGAGACAAUUGACGACGAAGAGCCAUCAACAACCACUAGAGCGCCAAAGAAAGAAGCAAAGAAGCAAGCGAGAGUCGUGGGACAAGUCAGACACCCCGAGGCUAACCGCGAGGUUGACCACGAGGUCAAGGAGCAGUUCAUCGACUCCAAGGACAUCAGAAGAGCACCACUUGCCGGUGACGCGAAGAUGUUGAAUCAGGAGUAUCCGAUCACGGAAGUCACCGAUGCGGAUUUGUCAUCAGAGUGUGGAACAGAGAAAUCGAAUCCUCCAUUCUCACCAUGCUUGUCCAGAAAGUCCGCUGACGACGUCUUCUUGUCCUGCUGCCGCCAACAACUUCCAUCCAACUGUCAUAGCUUGUGUACCUAUGAGCAUCGGGAGCAUGUUGCUGCGGAGACGCUUAUUCAGGCCAUCCAACAGGAACAUUGUGAUAUGAAGUACCUCUCCAACAUCCUCUACUGUGCCAACCAGAACCGUGACAAUCGUGCGUGCUGCUCCCACCUAGGCAUGUCAAAUCCAGAGCUCGGCGUCGGCGAUCGCUGUCUCCGAAUGUGCAACAUCGCUCCAUCGGGCGAUCGUGUCAGUUCUGUCGAGAAGGAGGAUCUCGUUUGUCUAUCGAAUUGGAAUGUGGUUAUGUAUUGCGCAAGAGGAGGUCUUCGUACCAUCAAUUAG